CGCCCUACAGCGACACCGCCCAACGGCAUCCCUGCCCCACGCAUCCUCCUCGUCGUGCCGUCCUCUAUCUCGCGUAAGGCGUCUGGGGGUCUGGGCGGAUCCGCGGAUGGCCGUGCAGGCGCAGCACCUCGCCCACGCCUUCCACCAUGACUCCCGUGCCAUCAGGUUCGUCACCACCGCACACGCUCCUUGCCUUGCCUCCCCUCGCUCAUGCGUCCUGCGCUCCCCGCCUUCCCCCACACGCUCCGGCUAUUUAUCCGUGUCUGAUCUCCCGGCCGGUCAGCCGAUCGAUUCAUCGCUCGCGCGUCGUGUCUCGCAGCAGGCCAGCGCUGAACGACGACACGACGGCCGCGGCGGCGUUCCUCCGCGAACCCGCCGCCGGCCACCUGUUACUACUACCCUCCGCGGCGCAGCGGCAGCAGGUCGGCGGCAACACUGUGUUCAGCGACCCGCGCAGCGAGCUCACCUGCAACAACAACCACCUUCCCGACAGCGUCUGCUUCGCGCCGAGGAAGCGCGCGCGGACCGGCGACGUGGUGGGCGACGGCCUGACCAUGGAAGGCCACCGCGCGCUGCUGCCCGUGCCAGUGCCGCAGCUGCAGGAGUUCGCGCCCGCGGAGGACGUGCGGGGCAGGGUCCUCUGCUGCGCCGACGCGUCCACCAGCGGGCGCCUUCCCGGCUCCGCGCCGAUCUCGCACAGCGUCCUGUCGUAUCUCUACCGCCACAGCGUCGAGAUCGACGCGUUCGUUCGCCUAGAGAACGAGAGGCUGCGCUCGGGUCUGGAGGAGGCGCGGCGCCGGCACGCGCGCGCCGUGGUGUCGGCCUUGGAGCGCGCGGCGGCGCGGCGCCUGCGGGCGGCGGAGGCCGACCUGGAGCGCGCCCUGGCGCGCGGCGCGGAGCUCGGCGAGCGGCUCCGGCAGGUGGGCGCCGAGGGCCAGGCGUGGCGGGGCAUCGCCAGCGGGCACGAGGCCGCCGCCGCGGGCCUGCGCGCCACGCUCGACCAGCUCCUCCUCCAGGCGCCGCGCCCGGGGGCCGAGGGCGAGGCCGAGGCCGAGGACGCGCGGUCGUGCUGCUUCGGGCCGGCGCAGGAGGGCGCCCAGGCCUCCGCAGGCGCCGGCGCCGGGAGCAGGGCGUCGUGCCGGUCGUGCGGCGCGGCGGACGCGUGCGUGCUGCUGCUGCCGUGCCGGCACCUGUGCCUGUGCGGCGGGUGCGAGGCGGCCGCGGAGGCGUGCCCCGUCUGCGCGGCCACCAAGAACGCCUCGCUCCACGUCCUCUUGUCGUGACCUCGUCGGCCCCCGCGGCAGCCCAACGUAUAGAUUCAUCGGAUCGAUCGUUCAUUCCAAGGUCGCGUCCUCGUGUUUUUUUCCUCCCUUUUUCUCUGUCUGUUUCGAGACUAGAACCUGAUGAUCAACCAGUGUUUUUUUAUGGGUUGCCUGCCUCAGUUUGAUGUUUUUUCGGUGUUGAUGUUUGUAUGGUAUCAGUGGAGUUGUUGAAAUGGUGAACAGAUUCUAUCGAUUUGUAUU
This is a messenger RNA of Panicum hallii, 1523 nucleotides long. Its product is annotated as probable BOI-related E3 ubiquitin-protein ligase 2. NCBI's taxonomy places the organism in Eukaryota, Viridiplantae, Streptophyta, Magnoliopsida, Poales, Poaceae. The record is from RefSeq and is a predicted model, not a curated record. Bases 147 to 1283 code for a protein of 378 amino acids. The transcript has 2 exons. Gene Ontology annotation, molecular function: ubiquitin-protein transferase activity.